AUGAAUAAUUAUAACAAGAGGGUGUACAAACGACCUAAAAAUAAAACGUUAGCGACUACAAAUCCUAAUUUUAAUUUUGAAAAUGUUCAAAGAGUAACACAGGAAGGAGAGGCUCAAGAACCACAAUUUGCUUUGUUGGCAAAAGAUUCCGAAUGGAUUAAUAUUUUUCCGAAUUCACCUAUUGAUAAACAAUCUUGUAGUAGGAGUGAUGGAGAGGAAGUAUUACAUGUCGACAGUGAAGAUAGGCCGCAAACGCAGCCGAUAGCUUUAAUGUUUCCCGGCCUGUCACAAAAACAUCCGGAAAUGUUAGAAGGAAUAGUGAAUAAAGUUAUGUCAACAACUGAAAUAACGAAGCAUUUAGUUGGACAAAAAGCUAAUUUUGCUUGCAUGAAAAAAGUUGGUCGACUCAUUCCAAUAGAUAAGGUUAGAGGAGAGAGAGUUAGAGGUAGUUACAUACAUAUG
This is a messenger RNA of Brenthis ino (lesser marbled fritillary), 462 nucleotides long. Lineage: Eukaryota; Metazoa; Arthropoda; Insecta; Lepidoptera; Nymphalidae. The record is from the annotation of a GenBank genome assembly.